AUGUCUAUAUCAACUUUCUAUAGAAAUCGGCCAUUCUCUUACAACUUAAGUCGUCUCUACUGUCAGACAAUUUAUUAUCCGAAACGUUAUAAUACUUCAUGGCAAAUAUGGAAAAAUACAGAGAUUCAGACACCGACUUAUCCUUAUCGUGCAGGAAAUGUAUCAUAUAACUUUUCUUCUGAAGAUUUACCUCAAAAAUGUCAAACUGUAAAUGCAAUGUUAUUGUUGACAGAAAAAACACCUCCCCGACAAGUUCAAAUGUUGGUUCGUGAUUUCAUUGAAGAUUCUAUUUAUAAUCCGUUUUAUGGAUAUUACAAUAAGCAUUCUUGUAUUUUGUCAAUACCAACGUCAUUUGAAUUUUCGAAAAUAAAAGACAACAAUAGUUUUCAAAAAGAAUUAGGAAAAAUUUAUGAAAAUUAUGAUAAAAUGGCCGUACAAAAAGGUGCAAAACUUCCCAUUCAGCUAUGGCAUACACCAACUGAGCUAUUUAAACCAUAUUAUGGAGAGGCAAUAGCACGCUAUAUACUAACACAUUAUAAACUAUCUUAUUAUCCAUAUGACGAUUUAAUAAUAUACGAAGUGGGAUCAGGCAAUGGAACGUUAAUGUUAAAUGUUAUGGACUACAUUGAUCGCAUGGAUCCGGAUGUGUACGCACGAACAAAAUACUAUGCAAUUGAAAUUAGUCAUCCAUUAGCAACACAACAAAUAGAAAUGUUAAAAAACACCAAACACUAUUGUGAACAUCAAGAAAAAGUUGAAAUAAUUAAUAAAAGCAUAUUUGAUUGGAAUACAUUAAAUUCUAAUCCUUGUUUUUUCAUAUUAUUAGAAGUAUUAGACAAUUUUCCACAUGAUUUGAUACGAUAUAAUCCAAUAACGCAACAGGCAUAUCAGGCAUUAGCUGUUAUUGACGAAAUAGGAGAUAUUCAUGAAUUUUAUUCACCCAUUUUAGAUCCAUUAAUUAUAAGAUAUCUCUCAUUGAAAAAGAAAAUCACACAGACAUAUAAAAGUAAAUACAAUGACAUUUCUUAUCUUAUAAAACGAUUAAAAACAUAUCUCCCUUUUUCGGAAAACUUAAUUGAUCCAGAAUUUAUACCUACGAAACAACUUCUUUUAUUUGAUAUUCUCCGAAACUAUUUUCCAGAACAUAAAUUAAUUAUAUCUGAUUUCUUUUCUCUUCCAGACACUAUUCAAGGUCUUAAUGCUCCAAUAGUCCAGACACGAUUUUCUGGUAUGACAAUUCCAUGCUCAACAUAUUUAGUAAAACAAGGAUAUUUCGAUAUCAUGUUUCCAACAAAUUUCGAAGUUCUAAAAAAUGUAUAUAAAGCAACAUGUUUACAACCAGGAGAAAAUAGACAUAUAGAAAUCUAUACUCAUAGAAGGUUUCUUGAACAAUGGGCAGAUAUUGAAACAACCAAAACAAUUAGCGGUGAAAAUCCAAUGUUAGAUUGGUUUGAAAAUGUAAAAAUUCUUAUCACACAAUAA
Messenger RNA from Pneumocystis murina B123, 1482 nucleotides. RefSeq lists its product as hypothetical. The transcript is spliced from 4 exons. Gene Ontology annotation, molecular function: protein-arginine omega-N symmetric methyltransferase activity. Gene Ontology annotation, cellular component: mitochondrion. The record is from RefSeq and is a predicted model, not a curated record. The coding region runs from base 1 to 1482 and encodes 493 amino acids. NCBI's taxonomy places the organism in Eukaryota, Fungi, Ascomycota, Pneumocystomycetes, Pneumocystales, Pneumocystaceae.